AUGAGCCAGCUGCCUGCAGCAGCAGCAGCAGCAGCAGCAACAGCAGCAGCAGCAACAGCAGCAGCAGAUCCGGUGAGAUGCAAAUUCACAAACAGCGGCAGCAGCAACAGCAGAGGCGAAAGCAGCAGCAGCGUCAGCAGCAGCAGCAGCAGCAGCAAAAGCAGCAGCGGAACCGGCAGAAGCAGCAACACAAUUAGCAGCAGCAGCAGCAGCAGCAAGAAAAUAAGGAGCAGCAUCAGAAACAGCUGCAGCAGCACAAGUAGCAACAGAAGCAGCACCGCCACAGAAACAGAACAAGCAGCAGCAACUUCGGUGAGAUGCAAAUUCACAAACGGCGGCAGCAGCAACAGCACCGGCGAAAGCAGCAGCAGCAUCAGCAGCAGCAGCAGCAGCAGCAAAAGCAGCAACGCAACCAGCAGAAGCAGCAACACAAUUAGCAGCAGCAGCAGCAGCAGCAGCAGGGAAAUAAGGAGCAGCAUCAGCAACAGCUGCAGCAGCACAAGUAGCAACAGAAGCAGCACCGCCACAGAAACAGAACAAGCAGCAGCAACCCAGCAGCAACAGAAACAGAUACAGCAGCAGCAGCAGCAGCAGCAGCAGCAGCAGCAGCAGCAGCAGCAGCAGCAGCAGUAG
Molecule: messenger RNA, 633 nt
Organism: Eimeria mitis
Lineage: Eukaryota; Apicomplexa; Conoidasida; Eucoccidiorida; Eimeriidae
Exons: 3
Coding region: 1-633 (210 amino acids)
Source: RefSeq, a predicted model, not a curated record